AUGACAGAUACAUCUUGUACAUUUAUUCCGGCUGCGGAUAUUGAUAAGACCUUUCGAACCACCACGGUCGAUCUGUCGUCGUCAAGACUCUUGGGCAAAGUCAUCGGCCAGUCAGAUGAAUGGUUCGCGGAAGCCAGCAACUUGAUCAAUCCGAAGCCGCCGGUCUCCGGAAAUGGCAAAGUCGUCUUCACUGGCGGCUGGUAUGAUGGCUGGGAAACGCGAAGGCACAACAAACAAGAAUUCGACUAUGCGAUCAUCAGACUGGGCCCCGAAAUGAUUGCAUCUGGGGGCGGCUUCAUCUGGGGAGUUGAGGUUGAUACAGCCUUCUUCAACGGUAAUGAAGCACCCGCUAUUAGUGUGCAAGGAUUUGCACCUGCCAAUGCGCCGACAUCCGAGGCGGAACAACAGGCUCUGGAUGACAAGGUGUUGGGCUGGGGCCAUGGAAGGGGCGAAUGGCACGUGAUUUUGGGCAAGCAAUCGUGCGGUCCCAGUCGCCGACAAGCAUGGAAACUACAGACUCCCACAGUGCGUCCAUUCACACAUUUCAGGCUGAACAUGUACCCUGAUGGUGGCAUCGCGCGUGUGCGCCUCUAUGGGCGCCCGGCUUCUCCUACGGUAUCGACCCCGACCAAUAUAGGCGAAGCUCCGGGCAUAUCACGGGGAUUGGACCUCGCAGCGAUGACGAACGCUGGGCGGUGCAUUGCAUGUAGCAAUGAGCAUUACUCCAGCCCCAACAACCUUCUCCUCCCCGGGCGUGGUGUCGACAUGAGCGACGGAUGGGAAACACGGCGCAGUCGUGAGCCAGAACACACAGACUGGGCGAUCGUGAAGCUGGGGACAGCAGGUCUGGUGAAGAGUGUUGUCGUAGAUACGGCACAUUUCAGGGGCAACUUCCCGGACAAGUGCCAGGUCUGGGGCAUCGACUGGACCGGCAAGGAAGGAGAGCCAACUGGCAUGACGGACGAGGAAGGUUGGACGGAUCUCACGGGCGGUGUUCAGGACUGCAGAGCCCAUGAAGAGCACGUCUUUGACUGUGAGGAUAAAGUCCAAGGUGGAGCGCUGAGCCACGUGAAGCUGGUCAUCGUGCCCGACGGCGGUGUCAAGAGGCUCCGAGUCUAUGGCGUUCCUCUUGCCAGCUGA
This is a messenger RNA of Exophiala bonariae, 1140 nucleotides long. RefSeq lists its product as uncharacterized. Gene Ontology annotation, biological process: allantoin catabolic process. Gene Ontology annotation, molecular function: allantoicase activity. The transcript is spliced from 2 exons. The record is from RefSeq and is a predicted model, not a curated record. Lineage: Eukaryota; Fungi; Ascomycota; Eurotiomycetes; Chaetothyriales; Herpotrichiellaceae. Bases 1 to 1140 code for a protein of 379 amino acids.